AUGUCGGCCCGUCCGUCGCCCGCGGAGUCGCCCGCCGACCCCGGCAUUGACGCCAUCGUCACCGCCACGCGCUUCGUCUCGCAUUUUACCGAUCACGCGGCCGAUGCUAUUCCCGUCGAUUUGAUUGAUAACGACGAGUGGCAUGACUAUGUGUCGUCGCAGGCCCCGUCCGUCCGCGCGUGGCUUGAGUUGAAUCCGGGGCCGCCGUCGGCGCCUACCCCAAUUCCAGACUUCGAGGCGGCAGAUGGCUCUGUCGCGCGGUUCAUUGCCCCCGUCAAGAACGAAGGCGUUCCUCUGUGGCGCGCUGCAGCCGCAUUUGCAGCACUGCCAAAGGGCCAUGUCUACGCUGUCGCUCGCGCUGCCGAUUUUUCCAACUCGCAGCUCGAAUUGGCAUGGGCAUUCGCCGCGUACUCUUUUACCAGAUAUACGGAGCCGGAGAAGCCUGCGCCGUCCCCGGCUGUCCUUGUUAGAGGCACGGCUCCGGAGUCAAAGGAAAGGACUGACGUCGACCGCGCUGCGUGUGCUACGUAUAUGGUUCGAGAUAUGAUUUCGACUCCUGCAGAGGAUUUUGGUCCGGCUAGUCUCGAGGCAGCUGUGUCGACGUUGGCUGCCAAGCACGCCGCCCGGUCCAGCUCAAUCGUCGGCGCACAGCUCCUUCGCUUGGGAUAUCCCCAGGUCCAUCGCGUUGGCCGCGCUGCCCCUGCCGAGCGUGCCCCGCGGUUGCUCGAGUUGCUUUGGAAUGAACGUGCAGAGCGUGUGCUCACUCUUGUCGGCAAGGGAGUCUGUUACGAUACCGGCGGCUUGUCCAUCAAACCCACGUCUUCCAUGGUCACCAUGCAAAAGGACAUGGGGGGUGCAGCCCAAGUCCUUGGCCUCGCUGAUAUGAUCAUGGAUGCGGGCUUGAACGUUCGUCUCAGAGUGCUGAUCCCUGCAGUCGAAAACAAUGUUGCCGCCACGAGUUACCGCCCUGGUGACGUCCUCACGGCAAGGAAUGGCAAGACAACACUUAACAUGAACAGCGAUGCUGAAGGACGACUCAUUCUUGCAGACGCACUUGUCGCUGCCACCGAAUCUGACCCAGACUUGAUCAUUGACUGUGCGACCUUGACUGGGGCCCAGCGUGUCGCAAUGGGUCCGGACAUUCCCAGUAUUUUUUGCACUGAUGAUGAGGUCGCACAUCAGCUUUUUGAAAUUAGCCAACGCGUUGAUGACUUAGUGUGGAGACUUCCGCUUCACAAACCUUACCGAAGGAUGUUGGAAACGCCGCUAGCCGAUAUAAAGAGCUGCGGCACCAGCGGACAUGGUGGGGCCAUCACGGCUGCUCUCUAUUUGAAAGAGUUUGUCGGUGAAUCCAAUUGGAUUCAUGUUGAUAUGAUGGGAUACAACCCGACAUCGUCUCCUGGACGUCCCGAGGGUGGUGAGGCGAUGGGGAUGCGCGCACUGUUUGAGUUUCUUCGACAACGGUACUCGUAG
Molecule: messenger RNA, 1473 nt
Organism: Chondrus crispus (carragheen)
Lineage: Eukaryota; Rhodophyta; Florideophyceae; Gigartinales; Gigartinaceae
Exons: 1
Coding region: 1-1473 (490 amino acids)
Biological process (GO): proteolysis
Cellular component (GO): cytoplasm
Molecular function (GO): metalloaminopeptidase activity; manganese ion binding
Source: RefSeq, a predicted model, not a curated record